Molecule: messenger RNA, 3629 nt
Organism: Schistocerca serialis cubense
Lineage: Eukaryota; Metazoa; Arthropoda; Insecta; Orthoptera; Acrididae
Gene: IntS12
Product: integrator complex subunit 12
Exons: 7
Coding region: 657-1784 (375 amino acids)
Biological process (GO): snRNA 3'-end processing
Cellular component (GO): integrator complex
Source: RefSeq, a predicted model, not a curated record
GGAGAGGGGAAGAGAGUGAGUGAACUAGAAAAAAGUGUGGAGUGUGCUAUCUGUGAAGAGUUUGAAGUACAAGUUCAUUGAAAUUGAGUGGCUAGUUCACACUUCACUGAAGUGAAGAGUUCAUUUGAACGACUCAUUCACGAGCUCCUCAUGACUAAUCGUGUGAUAAGGGCUGUAGUUCAAAACACACAUCUGAUAGAACUGCUGCAAUGCAGUGUCUGCAUAAUAAGCUUAGCGCAUUUCUAGAACAAUGGGGCAACGUGUGAACACGAGAGCGCAUAUGUAUACAGUGCACUCAUUCCACAAGUUUUGAGUGUGUGUGUGUUCGUUUAUAUGGGCCUGCGCUCCCGUGGUCGGUGCUAGCGCAAGAGGAAAGAGACAUCGUGUGGAAGUACUUUUACAGAGCUAUAUGAAAAUUUAAUUAAUGUCAUUGAAAUGCAGUGAAUGAAGAUACAAGAAAUCAUAUCAGCGAAAUCCAAGUAAGAAAUGCUGAACUUGCAAUAUGAAUGACGAUUCUAACCUUCAUGAUUAUGAUACCAUUCAAUAUUUCGUUAUCUCCGUCAACAUCGGUAAUGUGGUUCAUCUUCAGCGAUAUUACUCCGUGUCUUCAGCUGCUGAGAGGAAUCUGAUUUGAGUAGUAGUUAACAUGUCUAAACAUGACAGAACGAGAAGUGGAUCCUACAGUUUCUCGUGCAAUUCGAUUGAUGAUGUCUCGAACAAAGGAAAGCCAGGAACAGCUAAGGAUGAUGGUGGAGGAUGAAAUACAGAAGAGGACUGGAAAGAACAUGGGACAUCUCUUGCGUCCUGUGGAUUCAGUCCUCGAUGUUGCAGAUAGUAACACAAGAAAAAAGAAUCUUGAGAUAAGAACUGUAAGUUUACACAUUGAAGAAGCACCAAAAGAUUCACAUAUGAAUGAAGAAUUUGAUGAUGAAGACAAUGACUCUGAGAUCAACUUGGAGAUACUAGAAGAGGAUCUGACAUGUAUUGUCUGCAGAGGAAUGGAUGUGGCUCCUAGGAAUCGCCUCAUUGAAUGCACAGAGUGCCAUUCAUUAUACCAUCAAGAGUGCCACCAGCCACCUGUUGGUGAAGCUGAUAUGGAAGACCCAAGAUCAAUAUGGUACUGUACAGACUGCUUGAAAACAAUUAACAGAGCUGUGUCUAAGCCACAUGCUUCACCAAAAUCAACUGUGAAAGACCCUGUCUCAACUGUGAAGCCUACAUUGAAAGCUGAAUCUGCACCACCAACUCUUGUAUUCAAAAGAACAGAAAAGCCUUUCCAGAUACCAAUUAAUCAAGCAACUAGCAAAAGUGGCUCUCAAGGCAUUGUGGGAAUGGCUGGAUUAGCAACAAGUAUUCAGGCGGCCCAUCAUUCCAGUAAGCAGACAUAUGUUGGUGCAGGAGGAAAGCCUAGUCUGGUAUCUUCAUUUCCUCAAGGGAUCAAAACCUUUGGAGGUUCUCCUGUUUCUGCCUCAGCUUGUAUUUCCAAGCAAAUGACAGCACAAUCUUCAUCUGGAACAACCUCUGAUUCUAAUAUUAAUUCCAUUACUACAAUAACAUCAACACCUACUGCUGUUCUUACAACUGGUGGUGGUGGUGGUGGUGGUGGUGGUGGUGGUGGUGGUGGUUCUGCCGCUGCUGCCACUACUACUACAGCCUCUGCAACUGGAUCUUCAUCUAAAUCAUCUGUGGUACCCAAAAUAAAUGUUAUUUCUGCCGACAAAAGACUAGCAAAUAUGAAGAAGAAAGCUGCAAAACUGCAGGAGAAAAGGAAACAUUCAAAAUGACAGUACUAUUUAUUAAUAUAAUAUUAAAUUGUUGACAAUGUAUAUGUAAUUAGCUUAUUUUUAUUGCAUGAUUGUCAAUAUUGGAACCAGUUACUUGUUCAGUUUUAUUUUCUCAUGAUAGUACAAUGCAGUUUGCUUAUUCAGCAGUCCACUGUGCUAAGACUGUUCAAUGUAUAGUUGCCACUUUUAAAAACAGAUAAGAUCAGACAGGAAUUCUUGUUAUUUUACUCCCAGCAAUGAAAUAAUUUGCAAGUGUGAAUCUUUAGCAGAAACUGAAUGUUGUUCUUUCUCUCUGUUUUACAGAAUAUUUUUAGUUUAUAUUUUUACAACCAGUGAGUAGAUUUCCAACCAGUGUACCAAAAUAAAUGUGUAAAAUAAAUAUUAAUAUCACUCUUUGAUGUAUGUUAUACCACUUGAUAUAUACCUUGCUUUUGAAUGUAUGACUACUAGUAGUAGUAGUAGUAGUAGUAGUAUUGGAUUAGUAUGUAGGGCAUUCCACAGUUUAUAGACUGUUUGUAAUAACCUUGGAAAAUACCACACUUUUUAACACUGAUAGAUUCGACGUAUUUGUUGCCGUAUUCUUGGUCUGUAAACUUGGCCUUUCUCUCAUCCAAUAAAUAACAUUUGGUCUUGUGCACUACUCUAACUGUAUGAUAUCCAAGUGAAUUUUUAUCUGUGUAGUGUAAUAUGUAACAUGUGGCCUCAUUUAAAAAUUAACAAGACAUUAGGGAAAAAUCGGGAAGUGAGUGCUUAAAAUGUAACCUAGUGUUAAUUUACGCUAGAAAAAUGAGAACAGGAGCUAUAUUGACUCUGAGAGAUAAGGCAUCUGUUAAGGAGUUAGUUCUGGUCAUUUCUAUCAGUGCUCAAAAAAUUAAAAAAAUUGUUGCAACCAGUACACAGUUUUGAUACACUGGUUGUAAACACAUUGAUUGUACAGAAAAAAUUAUCGUGUAAAACAGAGAGAGAGAGAGAGAGAGAGAGAGAGAGAGAGAGAGAGAGAGAGAGAAUGAGAAUAAUACUCAGUUUCUGCUAAAGAUUCACAGGCAAUUAAAUUAGAAACAUACUAGCAAGCAGAAUAGAGCACAAGAUUGUUUGCAAUUUACAAGAUGGAUAAAAAAGGAGGCAUAUCAAAUAUAUCAAUGUUAACAGUGUGGCAUUAUCAAGGUAAUUUCAAGCAGUCCAUAGACUACGCAAUUGUCUCAUAUUCCUUUAUCAGCUUAUACUUUUAAUCCAAUAACAUUACUAUUUACAUGUUCUCAAGCAAUUAAGUUUUGAGCUCUCAUACUUACCAGCUUUCGUCUCUGAUAUACAUGUGUGCUGCUCUUUAAUGAAAUUGGUGUGAGCCUGUACCAGCACAAAUGGGUUUCUUUGGAAAGAGUGAGGUAAAUAUUUUUAUAAAUGAAGUAACAGGUAUCACAGGAAAUUCCUGAUGUUAUGCAAGGAGUAAAGUUGAGGCUGAUUUCAAGGUAUUAAAAUCUCAUUUAAAUUAAAAGCAGAUUGUGUGAUUGAGUCCAUUUCUGCUCACUGGGAGGACAGUUGUAGGGUUUAAAAAUCUCACUGAAAUGGAUAUCAUUAGAUAUGGUCUGCUCAUCCGAGAUUGUUGGUAGGAGCUUGGGUGAAAGCAUUUUCGGAAGAGUAAGUGACUGUAUUACAGUGGCUGUAGAUGUAUAUUAUUAACUGCUAUUCUGCAUCAAUGUAUGCAUUAUUAUUAUAUACCAUUGCAAAAACAAAUUUAAGCUGUAAUGGUGGUGGUGGUAACAACAUAUAAAUUUAUUACUUUUUUUACUCACCUGAAUUGGAAUCUUGUGUGAGAUGUUAACAAACAAAUAUACUGUUACAGAAUUA